Molecule: messenger RNA, 3659 nt
Organism: Acaromyces ingoldii
Lineage: Eukaryota; Fungi; Basidiomycota; Exobasidiomycetes; Exobasidiales; Cryptobasidiaceae
Exons: 1
Coding region: 265-3585 (1106 amino acids)
Cellular component (GO): cell cortex of cell tip
Molecular function (GO): protein binding
Source: RefSeq, a predicted model, not a curated record
CUACUCCAUUAAUUGUAUGCCCUUUUCGCACUGCUUCUUCAUCACCAUCACCAUUGCUUCGUCCCCCCUUUCCCUGAGCUGUGCUCAUUCUCUUCCUUCUUCUUGUUUCCCCCCUUUUUUUUUCUUUCCCUUCUCUGCUUCGCUCCUGGCGAGCGAAGCCCUUCUCGCGACUCUACAAACACCAGAACCUCUGUGAGGUUCUCUGUUCCAACCAUCCCGACCAGCAUCGUGCAGCGUUCCCUGCCGAGAGCCUCUGGCGAUGCGAUGGACACACAGACGCGGCAGCAGCAGCAACAAGAGCAGCAGCACCGGCACCAGCACCAGCUUCACCACAGACCCCAUGACGGUGGGUGCCAGCAGCAGCCACGGGAUGCGGCCGACGCGGGCCAGGCGGGCCCAGAAGCUGCUCGCGGGUAUUCGAACGACAGUCGUGGGCGCGCCGCAGCGGCCACGGCGGCAGCCGCCGCUUGGUCGUGGAGCGCAUUCAAGAUGGCCCGUGCAGGCUCGCUCCUCUACGUCGUCGCCGCCGCGCUCCUCGUCGGACAGCAGGGCGGAGGAGCCGGAGGAGUGGGAGCACUUGCUGUGCCGGCGCAGCCCUUCCUCCUCGCUCGUGGUGGAGAUGGCCUCGCGAUCGAGCAGCGCAGCCAGCAGCGUGUGCAGCCUCGGCAUGAUGGUGGGCAUCUGAGUGCGCGGCAGGCAGACGGCGACCAGGAGCCCACGGCGCGCUGGGGCCAGACGGCCGCCUACCUCGCCAGCUCCAACGUCGUCGUCUUUGUCGGUGGCCGCUCUGCCACCGACGGAGGCCUGACAAACGACGUCUAUGCGAUGGACCUCGCCGCCAACUCAUCGAGCAAGUGGACCAAGCUCGACUCGGACGGGCUCGAGCCGCACGCCUUUGCGGCCAGCACCGUCGUUGGUGGCGAUGACGGCAGCGACGAGCGGCUGUACAUCAUCGGCGGCCAGCGCAACGACUGCUCGAGCUCCGAGACGUACGACUCGCCGGCGAGCUUUGUGUGGGCGCCCACGAUGGCUGGCAGCUCGUGGCGCAACGCGACGUGGAUCAAGGUCGGCGGCUCCAGCGCCGAUGCACCCGCUGCGACGCGGAUGGGCGCCCGGGCCGUGUCCGUCUCGCCGGGCCUGGGCCUCAAUGCGACGAGCCAGCGCGAUGCAGGCGGCGCAGGCAUCAUGGUCGUGGGCGGCGCCUCGACGACGUGCAAGGACCAGGGCGCCAUCUACACGGGCAUCGACAUCCUCACGGUCGAGGACCGCAAGCCGGCGACGGGCUCGAUGAACUGGUGGAAGUCGUGGAUGUGGACGGUGCCCCAGCAGCCGACACUCACGGGCGCCCGCUCGCUCGCCCUGCCCACGUCGAUGACCGAGGCCAACAUCUCGCUCGCAGACUACUCCAGCGUCGUGCUCCCCACCGCCAACAACGGCUCCCGGCUCGUGCUCCUCGGCGGCCUCGAUGCCACCAACAACCUGGCGCCCAUGAACAGCCUCUGGACCCUCGAUCUGUCCUCGGGCGUCUGGUCCACCCUCGAUGCCUCGGCGGGGCAGGUGCCCGCGGGCCGGAUCGGCAUGGCGUCGGCAGCCACGCGCGACGGCAAGAUCAUCAUCCACGGCGGUUACACCUCCCUGUCGUCGGGCGCGAACCCGACGACGGACGUGUACACGCUCGACUCCUCGGCGAGGCCGGCACGCUGGACAAAGAUGCAGGGUGGCGCCUCGCCCGCCAAGGCCUACCACUCGGCCGUUGUUGCUGGCGACGUCGUCAUCUUUGGCUUCGGACAGGGCUCCCCUUCUUCUUCGUCCUCUUCUUCGUCCUCUUCCUCGUCUGCGGGGCAGUUCUCCUCGGGCGACAGCGGCCAGGUCAGCUUCCUCGACACGGGCCACCCCGAUGGCUGGAUGUGGAGCAGCAGCGUCGACGGCGUCGUCGCUGCUCGCGUCGAUCCGUCGUCUUCCUCGUCCUCGUCGGCGGGGCCCAUGCAGCCGGUCAGCUCCUCGGAUGGCCAGCAGCAGCAGCAGCAGAGUGCAUCGACGCAGGCUCAGGGCGGCGACGAGGCCAGUGACUCCUCCUCUCCUGCCCCCGCCGCCCAGUCUCCUGCGCCGGCCUCCUCUCCCUCCUCUGCCAGCCAGCGCCCUGCGUCUUCCAGCACCGACAACCAGGACAAGACCAGCGACGAUAGUGAUAGCAGCUCCAACGACGACAGCGACAACGACAGUGACAACAAGAGCGCCGACGACGGCGACAAGGACCAGGACACCAACAGCAACAGCAAGGCCAAGGCGUCGCCAUCGAACGAGCCCACGAAGCAGCCCGCCUCGACGCCGUCCCCCUCACCCGCAGACUCUCCUGCGGCGGCGGCAGACCAGCCGGCGGUGACGAGCAAGCAGCGCACUGCCGCUGUACUUGGCUCCGUCCUGGGCGCCACUGCCCUCGCGGCCGCCGUCGGAGGCAUGUAUGCGUUCCACAAGCGCCGCCAGGCGGCCAAGCGCGCCCAGGCCGAGGAUGAGGCGCACGAUUUCGACACCGUCGAUGGCGAAAAGUGGGCCUCGAGGCCGCUCUCUGCGCUCCAGCUCAACGAUCCCGGUGCCGGUGCUGGCGGCGGGUUCGCUGCUGGCAUCAAGCGGCGCGCGAGCAUGCUCUGGACCUCGUCCCGCAACAACGACGAGCCCGAGGACAGGUACAGCUCGCCGACGGGUGCGACGACGCGCGGCUUCCACGUCGUGCGCAAUGCGCCGCCGCGGACCAGACUGAGCAUGCGCCGGGCCACUGUCGCUGCCGAUGCGCCCGCCUCUGCCUCGAGGCAGGGCCGCGCGCUCCCCGACUCGUUCAUCGACUCGCUCCUCGACGACCAGGACCGGCGCGCCUAUCUCGACAUUGGCCGCACAGUCGGCGGCGGGUUUGUCGCUGCCCCACCGCGCGCGCAUCUUGGCGGUGGUGUUGGUGCGCGCUCCAUCGCUUCGUCCUCGGACGCGGGCGACGUCGACCUCGACGGCGAGGAUGGCGCGUCGCACUUCAGCUACCCCUACCUCGGCGCCAUGCACCGCCCCUCGCUGGCAAAUCUCAACGCGAACCUGUCGGCGUCGUCGUCGCCGCCACGCCUCGCCGGCCUCUCGCCCUCGUCCAACGGCGACGCAGGCGGUGCUGCGACGGUGUCUCCGCGCGACGCGCUCCGGCGCGCCCGCCUCUCGUCGCCCGGCGAGCGGUACCGCAACGCGGCGAUGGAGCCCCACUGGAGCCCCGACGAGGCCGAGGCGAUGCACGCCAUCUUUGUCCAGUCGGUCCGCCGCUCGCCAGCCGGUGCGGCCGACUCGCCCGGCCAGCUCGUCGACGGUGACGACGACGGCGACGAUGAAGACAACGACGCUGAGAAGGACAAGGAGGAGGACCUGACGACAAACGUCGCGCAGCGCUUCGUCACGCCGCGCAUCUCGUCGGGCGCCGGCUUCGAGUCGUCGCCCAUGCUCUUUCCCUGGACCACGGCGAGCCCGCGGCCAGGGAUGGGCCCGACGAUGCCCGCCGAGGCGCGCAAGCGGAGCGAGAAGCGGGCGCGACGCAUGGACUGGCGCGUGACCAACUAGGCUGCUGCUCCCUGUCCACCCACACUGCUCUUACCAAUCCCAUUGCCAUUGCUGUCCAAUUUGCUGACCAGUGU